Molecule: messenger RNA, 267 nt
Organism: Haemonchus placei
Lineage: Eukaryota; Metazoa; Nematoda; Chromadorea; Rhabditida; Trichostrongylidae
Source: the annotation of a GenBank genome assembly
AUGUCACUGGGCAUGCUCGAGAACAGCUUGAAUCAAGAAAACAAACCUGUUGUUGUUGUUGUUGUUGUUGUUGCUGUUGUUGUUGCUGCUGCUGCUGUUGUUGUAAUUGUAGUUGGCGCUGUUGUUGUUGUUGACGAGAGCCUGCUUCCCUGCGUUUUGAGUUAUAGGUUCUCUCAGAAUGAUGUACUGACGCCGGUGGACUGGACACAUCAUGGACAGAGCCGUAAGGUAUUGACUGAAAGUUGCACUGGAUACAUCCAUACAUAA